This is a messenger RNA of Symbiodinium pilosum, 1059 nucleotides long. The record is from the annotation of a GenBank genome assembly. NCBI's taxonomy places the organism in Eukaryota, Dinophyceae, Suessiales, Symbiodiniaceae.
AUGCACGAGCAAGAUCGAGCGAGUGAGAAAGCAGCAGUUGCCCGCAUCUUCGGAUUUGUUUAUGCAAGCAGGCAAGAAACCUGCAAAGACGACUUCCAGCCUCGGCAGGCCGUGCACAUUGCUUCUGGUGAGCUCGAUGCAGCGGGAGACUCUGCCUUGCAUCUGGCGGUGACUGGCGGGCAUCUCGUGUUCACGCAGGAGCUAUUGGCUGCCUCGUGCGAGGUGCAAGCCCGUGACCAUCGCGGACGAACGCCCUUGCAUGUGGCUGCCAUGGAAGGGAGCCCAGAGCUGGCUCUGGAACUCAUGACUGCCGGCGCUGAUGCCAACGACAGGGAUGAGUGGAAUCAAACUGCAUUGCAUUGGGCUUCCAUGGCGCAUUCACCCGAUCUGGUUUCAGUGCUGCUGGAUGGUGGUGCAGAUCCUUUGCUUCGCGAUAGCUUUGGCAGGACAGCUGCCUUCAUGGCUGCGGAGCAAGGCAAGCUGGAGCACUUGCAACUGUUGCUCGGAAAGGCACCUAGCGCGGCUACAAUUCCGAACAACGAGUAUUGGACCCCGCUACAUGUGGCUUCAUUUGGGCUGCAGACCGUCAAGAACUUCACAAAGCCUUUGAAGUUUUUGGAAUCGGUCAAGAUGCUACUGGCCAACAAGGCUGAAGUCGAUGCGAAGGAUGAAAACUGCCGCACAGCGCUGCACAGAGCUGCUCAAGCAGGAAGCUGUGAGCAACUUGAAGCUCUCCUCGCGGCUGGUGCGAACGUACUCAGUGCAGACGAAUGCAGAUGGACCCCGCUUCACUAUGCCAGCCAGGAAGGCCACAUCCGAAUCGCGAAGCUUCUGCUCAAUGCUAAGGCAGACGCAGAGCCCAAGCAGCCAGCUUGUCUGACACCCCUUGCGGUCGCAACUGAGCAGAAUCAGGUGAAGAUGGUGGAGUUUUUGCUCAAGCACGGCGCAGACCCGCACACACGAGCAAAAGGCCUGCAUUCUCCUCUUAUGAUGGCUCGGAGUGAUCCCAAAAAGUAUUCUGACAUACUUGCGCUCCUUGAGCUAGGCUUCAUUCACUGA